AUGGUGGACCCGAGUGACGAUCCCUAUAGCCCAGUGUCUAGAGUUCCCUAUGCAGAAAAGGAAGUCAACCAUCAGACUGGACUCGAAGUCGAUCAUACCCAAGAUGGACUGCGAACGGUGCAGGAUACCGCAGGUCUCGAGGCUGUUCCAGCAGAGUAUCAGAAAGGAGCUAUACCGCAGACAAAUUUUGCAGCCCCAGAGAAGGAAGCAUGGAACGACGCUGAUAAGGAAAUAAUCUUGCCGGACGAGUCACAGGAGCCUGAAAAGCAGUCAACGUUGAAGAGGAGAUGGAAGCUCUGGGCCUUGCUGGCUGCGCUUCUGGUUAUAAUUCUUGUGGUUGCUAUCGCGGUACCGUUGAGUGUACGGCAUCACAGCAGUACCAACUCUUCCUCAACCAAUAAACCCUCCGGCAAUACUUCCUCGGGCAGUACUUCAUCCGGCAACUCGAACUCGGGCUCCACGCCUAAGGCCACGAGAAUCGCGUCUACAGAAGGCGCAUUCAAUGGCACUGGCCUUGCAACUUUGACGGAGAAUAUCAGUACGGAACCGUUACUCCAUCUUUUCUAUCAGAAUUACACUGGGAACGUUCAACAUGCGGUGAGGGCGCCUGGAGGGAGCUGGACUGGAGGUGACAGCAACAUCACUACCGACGCAAGAGCUGCAACCCCUUUGGCGGCUGUAAACUACACGAGCAAUGGGAACCUUACCGCGCAUGUGUUCUAUGUCGACUCGGCAAACUUAUUGCAAGAGAAGAUCAGUACAGACAACAUGACUACUUGGACAGAUGGUCCCCUUGGCGACUCCAAAUUCGAGGCAUCAGAGGCCUCUACAGCCAUGACAGCAUUCUACAGCGGAUCAUGGCUUGGGAAGACCGCGGGCAAAAGUGCAGGCAUACGGCUGUACUACGGAGCACCUGACAACUGCAUCCACGAGCUCAGUUUCAGCCUAGGCAGCUCUUCAUCGUGGAUUGCAUCAUCCACUUUCGACAGUAAUACCAACGGCAAUGCUGGAAUGACCUCGGAUUGGCUGGAAUCCAACGCAACGGCUCAACUGUGGACAUUGGAUACGAGCAAUGAGCUCAAACUCUGGUACUACAUCUACAAUACAACGAACCAAAACGACCAAACUCCGGCCAACAUAGCGUACGGCCAGUGGGCUGAAGGCAUCUCCACCGCCCCCGUAAACGUCCUCACGAACUCAUCCCUAACCUACGCCCUCGGUCUCCUCGUCUACCAGCAACCAAACUCCGAUGUCGAAGCCAUACCCCCCCUCACAGCCGGUCCCUCCGGCGUAGGCUCCUGGGGCGCAGUCGUCGACAGCGGUACGAACAGCAUCGACACCGCCAUGACCGGCGGCACGCUCGCUGCUGCCGCGUUGCCGAUCGGGACGGAUACGGAUGUCAGCACGAACGGGACGUACCUCUACGUCUUCAACCAACAGAACGGGAGCGAUAUCAGCCAAAGCCCGUGGUACGAGAAUACUUGGGCGACGGAGAGUCUGAUCGGCAAGAGGGAUUUGCAGGAUUGGAGUAUCCAUGAGGUCGAUGUUCUGGCGCAGUUGCCGCGGAGUCGGGAUGUGAGCCCAUCGGAGGCAGCUCUGGGGCGAGACGUCUCCGGAAGUCCCGAGGAUCGCGGCAGUGCGGGUCGGAUCUUGUCGGUAUACGACGCUUUGCGCCGUGGUUGGAAGAGGUCAGGUAUCGGGAGAUGA
This is a messenger RNA of Letharia columbiana, 1707 nucleotides long. RefSeq lists its product as uncharacterized. The transcript has 4 exons. The record is from RefSeq and is a predicted model, not a curated record. The coding region runs from base 1 to 1707 and encodes 568 amino acids. Lineage: Eukaryota; Fungi; Ascomycota; Lecanoromycetes; Lecanorales; Parmeliaceae.